AUGCCAAGCGUACCCACUAAAAUACAUACUCAUUUUGUUUUAGUUAGUAAAAAAGAGUUAAAAAAUCAUCACCCAGGGCCGAAAACAAGGGAAACAUGUCUGUAUUUGUCACAUGGUUACGCACUUAAAUAUCAUCAUUAUUGGCACCAUUGGAGUUUUAAAAAAGUUUAUUACCUUAAUGAGAAACUGUUUUGCAAGAAAACAUGUGAUCCAGCACAGAGAGGCUAUUUUAUGCUCGCAAUUCACAGCGCAUUUAUUUUCACAGCCUUUAAGACCAAAGCAGCUAAGUCAAAAUUCUGUCAUCGGUCUAGGCCAGAUACAAAAAUAUACAUAAAAGGGGCACUUUUUCGUCUGCAUGCAUGGGGAUUGGGACAAAUCACCGGUGAGGCAGAACACUUCAAAGAGAAGCUAAACCACGGUACAACUACGCAAGGUGCUCCGGCAUAUUAUUUGGCAAAUCGUAAUGCAGCAUCGUUUGAGACAGCAAACGCCCCAUUAUUUGUCGGUAAAUUAGUUGCCAAAGCUGGGUGA
Messenger RNA from Echinococcus granulosus, 531 nucleotides. RefSeq lists its product as hypothetical. The coding region runs from base 1 to 531 and encodes 176 amino acids. The record is from RefSeq and is a predicted model, not a curated record. Lineage: Eukaryota; Metazoa; Platyhelminthes; Cestoda; Cyclophyllidea; Taeniidae. The transcript is spliced from 3 exons.